CUCUGUCGGCGGGUGAGGGGCGCGCGCUCGGGAGAAGGGGGGCUCCAAGAACGUCGGAGCCACGCAGCCACCUGUGAGCCUCUGGGAAACUGCGGGCGGCGGCGGCGGCGGCGGCGUGCGGGGCCGGAGACCGCAGGAGACGCUCGGUGGACCCCGCCCGCCGGCCGGCCGGGCGCACACACAGGCGCACACAUCCUCGCACCCGCGCGCACACGCACAGCCAGCCCGCAGCGACGAUCCGGGGCGAUGCUCGCCAGCAGGUCUGGGAAGUUUCCCGCCGGCCUCGGCCGCGGGCGCUCGGGCUCCCAGGUGUAGCGCCCCCGCGCGGCGGCGCGGCCGGCGGGCACCUCCGGCAUGACCGGCCAGAGCCUGUGGGACAUGUCCCAGGCCAGCAACGUCGAGGAUGGGGAGAUUCGCAUCAACGUGGGCGGCUGCAAGAGGCGGCUGCGCUCCCACACCCUGCUGCGCUUCCCCGAGACGCGCCUGGGCCGCCUGCUGCUCUGCCACUCGCGCGAGGCCAUCCUGGAGCUCUGCGACGACUACGACGACGUCCAGCGGGAGUUCUACUUCGACCGCAACCCCGAGCUCUUCCCUUACGUGUUGCAUUUCUACCACACCGGCAAGCUCCACGUCAUGGCCGAGCUGUGCGUCUUCUCCUUCAGCCAGGAGAUUGAGUACUGGGGCAUCAACGAGUUCUUCAUUGACUCCUGCUGCAGCUACAGCUAUCACGGCCGCAAAGUGGAGCCUGAGCAGGAGAAGUGGGACGAGCAGAGCGACCAGGAGAGCACCACGUCCUCCUUCGAUGAGAUCCUGGCCUUCUACAACGAUGCCUCCAAAUUUGACGGGCAGCCCCUGGGCAACUGCCGCAGGCAGCUGUGGCUGGCGCUGGACAAUCCCGGCUACUCAGUCCUGAGCAGGGUCUUCAGUGUCCUGUCCAUCCUGGUGGUGUUGGGGUCCAUCAUCACCAUGUGCCUCAACAGCCUGCCGGACUUCCAAAUUCCUGACAGCCAGGGCAACCCUGGGGAGGACCCCAGGUUCGAGAUCGUGGAACACUUUGGAAUCGCUUGGUUCACCUUUGAGCUGGUGGCCAGGUUUGCCGUGGCCCCUGACUUCCUCAAGUUUUUCAAGAACGCGCUCAAUCUGAUCGACCUCAUGUCCAUCGUCCCCUUCUACAUCACUCUCGUGGUGAACCUGGUGGUGGAGAGCUCACCGACGCUGGCCAACUUGGGCAGAGUGGCUCAGGUCCUGCGAUUGAUGCGGAUCUUCCGGAUCUUAAAGCUGGCCAGACACUCCACUGGCCUCCGCUCCUUGGGAGCGACCUUAAAAUACAGCUACAAAGAAGUAGGGCUGCUCUUGCUCUACCUCUCCGUGGGGAUUUCCAUCUUCUCCGUGGUGGCCUACACCAUUGAAAAGGAAGAAAACGAGGGCCUGGCGACCAUCCCUGCCUGCUGGUGGUGGGCCACUGUGAGCAUGACCACCGUAGGGUAUGGGGAUGUGGUUCCAGGGACCACAGCAGGGAAGCUGACUGCGUCUGCCUGCAUCUUGGCAGGCAUCCUGGUGGUGGUACUGCCCAUCACCUUGAUCUUCAAUAAGUUCUCCCACUUCUACCGGCGCCAAAAACAACUUGAGAGUGCCAUGCGCAGCUGCGACUUUGGAGAUGGAAUGAAGGAGGUCCCUUCAGUCAAUUUAAGGGACUACUAUGCCCAUAAAGUUAAAUCCCUCAUGGCAAGCUUAACAAACAUGAGCAGGAGCUCACCAAGUGAACUAAGUUUAAGUGACUCCCUCCAUUAGCCAGGAGGGUUUGUCAUCCUCAAACCCACAUUGCUGAGCUGCCUCUUGUGUCUCUGACACAGUCCAGGCAGCUUAGGGUUAUGGCAUAAGGAGUCUGCCCAACCCCAGAGGGGAGAGGUGCAUGGGAUCUGCAGCGGAGGUUGCUCUCACAGUGCUGAGAAUCCUUUUUUUUUUUUUUUUUUAAGAAAGUGGUGUGUCUGACACCACACCUUUGCACCUUCCAAUGAAAUGGCACUCACUGGUGUUUGCGUCAUGGGUAUAAAAAAUGUUCAUCUUUCUGCCAGAUGAGUAUCCAGAAUGCCAGUUUCUCUGUCUGCUAUGUACACUAUUCAGUGCUUGUGCCCUGGUACUGUGUGUUGUUUGUGUUCCUGUU
This is a messenger RNA of Dipodomys ordii (Ord's kangaroo rat), 2164 nucleotides long. RefSeq names its product potassium voltage-gated channel, modifier subfamily S, member 2 (gene Kcns2). Bases 355 to 1791 code for a protein of 478 amino acids. Gene Ontology annotation, molecular function: voltage-gated potassium channel activity; protein binding. The transcript is spliced from 2 exons. The record is from RefSeq and is a predicted model, not a curated record. NCBI's taxonomy places the organism in Eukaryota, Metazoa, Chordata, Mammalia, Rodentia, Heteromyidae. Gene Ontology annotation, cellular component: membrane; voltage-gated potassium channel complex. Gene Ontology annotation, biological process: regulation of delayed rectifier potassium channel activity; potassium ion transmembrane transport; protein homooligomerization.